Molecule: messenger RNA, 1229 nt
Organism: Papaver somniferum (opium poppy)
Lineage: Eukaryota; Viridiplantae; Streptophyta; Magnoliopsida; Ranunculales; Papaveraceae
Product: CRIB domain-containing protein RIC5-like
Exons: 5
Coding region: 476-1054 (192 amino acids)
Source: RefSeq, a predicted model, not a curated record
GGUUAUUAUACAUAAAAUCUGAAUUUGCUGUUAUUUUUGGUUCCACAUUUUUAGAAUUUCCAGUAAAAGUUUAGAAACUCUAAACCAAAAUUUAAGGACAGGUAUUGGUUCUAAAUGACAACAAACUUUGAGUUGUGGUGGUUUGGUUAAUUUGAAUUACCCGGAAAAACAUUUCUUUAAACUCAAUUUGGUACAUUUCUUUUUUUCUUCUUCUCUUCUUCCUCUUCCUUCUCCUCUCUUUAGUUUGUCAAACAAAUUACAUUAGAUAUAGAAAACAGAAAUAUAUAUUUAGAUGAAAUUGUUGUAGAGACAUGAGAGAAUGUAUUAUGAACUAAAUUACAUAGACGGUGUCGGAAAACAUAUCGUUGUUCCUUCGACAUUGGACGUAUCAAUUGCGUCCUGUGAUUUGGUCACAUUUGCUUUCAUAGAUCAUCCUAUCGUCGAGUUACAACAGUGAAUGCUUUCCGACUUUUAAAUGACCACGAAGAUGAAAGGCCUGUUGAAGGGCCUGCGGUACAUUUCACAAAUUUUCGAAAAAGAAGAUGAAGAAGAGGAGGAAGAAAUGCAAAUCGGUUUCCCCACAGACGUAAAACAUGUGGCACAUAUAGGAUGGGACGGUCCUGCUGUUUCUUCUCCCAGCUGGAUGAAUGAGUUUAAGGGGACACCUGAACCUGCCUCAAAUCCGUUAAAUCCAGUUAAGCAAAAGGAACGAUCUGCUUCAAAAUCACCUUCUCAAGAUUAUAGUACUUCUGGUGACUCUUCGGCUCGAAACGGCCCUGACCUUCCAAAACCAUCAAGACGUCGAAACUCAAAAAGCGAUGCGUCCUCGUUCGAUUCCUCUACGCAAGAAGGUAGUGUACCGAAGCAAUCAUCGAGGCGUCAAAAAUCAAACAGUGGUGAUUCAUCAGCCUCUUCACAAGACCCAACAACAAUCCCUAAACAAACUAAAAAGAAGAAAUCGAAAGGUUCAUCCGGCGAUGGAUCAACAAAAAUGAGGUCUAAAGAUUCAGAUAUUAACACUAAUGAAACUUAUCCUCCUAUAGGAUUUGAAUAAUAAUAAUAAUAAUAGUUCUUGAGGGUGUCCAAAAACAAAAAUUUGUGAAUUGUGUGAAUUUUAAACAGAUAUUUCAGUUUUCAAACAAUCUUUAAAUGCACUUCCCUGUUUUAUUGCAUUUUCUAAAUGUUAAAGGCCUAAUUUCUUACAUGAAUCUGAUAUUGGUUAUGAUGAA